AUGACGUACUUUGUCACAUGACUCAAUGUUUUGCUCGUUUCGCCGGGUGCCUUUACGUUUGACACUUCUGCUUCCCGAAACGUCUGUCGGACCUCACUUUUUCUAUAAAGAAUUUACUGUGGGUUAAGCAGCAACAUGUUUUAUUCAGACGUCUGACUUGCUGGAUAAUUUGUUUUCAGAGACCAAAACGUUAAAUCUUCUGAACAAGCUUAGCUAGCACAUUAGCAUCAGCAUCACUGGAGUGUAACUAUGGCGGCAGUUGACAGCUUUCAGCUUUUGUACAGAGAAAUUUCUCGGUCGUGCAGUUCUUAUUUUGAGACUCUGGCCCUGGUCGGUGCACUCUACAUGACCAGCAAGGCGGUGAUCCUGUUGAGAGACUGCUGCACUUUGGUCAGGGUGCAUUUCCUGCCGAGAAUGAUCCCCAGCAAGAAGCUGACCCAAAGAUAUGGUGACUGGGCUGUUAUUUAUGGAGCAUCAGAGCCUGUAGCCAAGGCGUAUGCAGAGGAGCUGGCCAGACAUGGCAUCAGCAUUAUCUUUGUCACUCAGGACCACACCUCUGUCAGAGACACCGCUGCAUCCCUCUCUCAGAGCUACGGAGUGGAAACUGUUGUUGUCCUAGCUGACUUCUCCCUGGACCAGGCAGCCAGCAAACCUAUUAAAGAAGCCAUAAGGGGUAAAGAUAUCGGCUUCCUGGUGAACUGUGUGGAUGAGUCUUUGACUUCCCCCCAGAGCCUGAUUGAAAUGCCCGAGCACAGCCUGUUGGACUUGGUGAAUAAGAAUGUGGCAGUCGCUACUCUGAUGGCCCGGUUGGUGCUGCCGGGGAUGGUGGAGCGCAGCAGAGGUGCUGUGGUCAACAUAUCAUCAGGCGCCUGCUGCAGACCUCUGCCUGGAAGAGUGACGCUCACAGCCUCUACUGGCUACCUGGAUCAUUUCUCAAGAGCUCUUCACCUUGAGUACAGUGGCAGAGGGAUCUUCAUUCAAAGUCUGAUUCCCUUCCAGAUAGCUUCAAGUGGCCGACAACCAUCAACAUCCACAUCAACAUCAUCAAGAGAAGGCUGGUUUGUGCCAAAACCAGAUGUUUACGCCCGUCACGCCAUCUCCACCCUGGGCGUCUCUAACAGGACCACCGGCUACUGGCCUCAUACACUGCAGUAUGGACUGAUGAGGUGUAUUCCAGAGUGGAUUUGGGUUCUUGGAUCACAUGUGUUCAUCACUUCAAGCUAAGAGCUCACUUCUGUCCUCACAAAGACUUAAUCUGGUUACUGGUUCUUCUCAUUAUUGGAGUCAUGUGUAGAGGUUUAUUUAAGUUUCUUUGGUUGAUAAAGAUUAGGUCUGUUUGAUAACUCCCAGGCUCUGUUGAGGACUGUAGUUAUCGGGAUUCUCUCCUAUCAAUCUGGUAUCAAUUUCAAGGUAAGCUGCAGUGGCACUUGGAAACAAUGAGUGAAUUUAUACAUAUUACUCCUUAAGUACUUGAAUGUGAUCUGACAAAUUCCUAACUUUACCAUAGAACACAGUGCACAGACACAAGGUUGGAAACUGGGUUUGGCUUGUUCUGAUUGUGAACUUUGAUUUGAUUCUUGUCCCAACUGUGCCAGAUAAUUAUUUUACAAUACUCUAACAUAAUUUGGUUUGGUGCCUAGACUUCAAUAGCGCGAGCCUCCAUAAAGUUUCAACCCACUGAACGAUUAUACUAAGAGAUUUAAAUACCUGGUUCAUUUUAGAUAAAACUGAUCACAUCACAAUGAAUUUAGGCAAUAAAUUCAGACUUUCAGCGACAUGCACAUUUGACCACAAGGAUCUCUUUCCAGCUGUAUUAACCUGCAUCCUGGGUGAUUUGAUUCUAAUCAAAGGGGUUUUGGAAACAUUUAAAGAAGCUCUGAUGUGUUUUAUUUUCUUUAACUUGUGUAUGCUGACAUCUGAUUUCCCUGAACUUUCAGGUUGUGCUGCUUUUUACCUGCACUGACAACGCCCAUUGGACUGACACACACACAGCUGACAGUAUGUGCCCAAAAAACAGACCUAAUAUUAUUUAAAGUUACAGAAACAGACUGUUCACACAGGUAAUAUUCUUGAUUUGGUGGUAUUUUUUUUGUUCAUUUACAAGACAAUCAUCAGAUUUGAGUGUAAUUUUGCCAAAUGUAUGCUUAUCAAAAUCUGAGAAACUUGUUCACUGAAAGUGGAAAAGACACAUUUUUAGCAAACACUCUGGAUUGUGACCAAAAGAUAAAACCAAGAUAUGCCAGUGGGGUGUUAUACAUUAUUUUAAAAAAGGGUGUGGUCCUGAAUGAAGAGUGAUAGCUUUAGGUGAAUGUGGUGUCAUUUCUCAGAGCAGAGGAGUCGAGCAUCUCCAGCAGUGUAUUUAAAAUGCAAUGAAGAGUGAGAUUGUGAUGUGUUGUUUUGUUGAGAAACUAUAUUUGAAAUACAUUCAGUAUAUUGUGUGUAGAUAUUGCUGAAGUAUUUGUAUUAAAAUGGGAACAGAUUCCUAUACAGUAUAUUGUGCUUACUGUGUUGAAUCAUGCAGUAAAAUAUACAGUACAAACAUCUGGUGUGUUGAUAUAUAUAUAUAUAUAUAUAUAUAUCAUAGUACAAAAUCAGACCAAUAAACGUGUCCUUCAUUCCCA
Lates calcarifer (barramundi perch) is the source of this 2621-nucleotide messenger RNA. RefSeq names its product hydroxysteroid dehydrogenase like 1 (gene hsdl1). Bases 250 to 1224 code for a protein of 324 amino acids. The record is from RefSeq and is a predicted model, not a curated record. Gene Ontology annotation, cellular component: mitochondrion. NCBI's taxonomy places the organism in Eukaryota, Metazoa, Chordata, Actinopteri, Centropomidae. The transcript has 5 exons.